Messenger RNA from Lampris incognitus (smalleye Pacific opah), 3165 nucleotides. It is a transcript of the gene inpp4b, whose product is annotated as inositol polyphosphate-4-phosphatase type II B. The record is from RefSeq and is a predicted model, not a curated record. The coding region runs from base 1 to 2901 and encodes 966 amino acids. Gene Ontology annotation, molecular function: phosphatidylinositol-3,4-bisphosphate 4-phosphatase activity. Gene Ontology annotation, cellular component: cytoplasm. NCBI's taxonomy places the organism in Eukaryota, Metazoa, Chordata, Actinopteri, Lampriformes, Lampridae. The transcript is spliced from 22 exons.
AUGGGGAAGGAAGAGAAUAUAGAGGGCGAGGGCAGCAGGAAACGGCAGAAAAAUAAUAGAAACCGUCUAUUAUUUUCCCCCUUUCUUGCCGUACGCCUCGUUUUCCUCCCGACUGUCUGUCUCUCCCUGCUCUUUUUAAACUUCUUUCAUCCUCUCCUGCUCUCUGUAGCGUGCAAUGAUCUGCUGGCCUCGGGCAGAGACAGGAAGCCCAACGCUCUCAUCCGAGUGGCUGUCAUAGACCCCCAUGAGCAGUGUCUUGCAUCUCAUGCCUGCACAGAGAUUGUUGAGGCAAACAGAGACCCGCUGUUUCUGACGGGGGUGACCUUCCCUCCAGACUGCCCUGCUAACCCGGAGACACUAGUCAAGCUAGCUGUGUACGAUGUGAAGGACAAGGGCCAUGAAUCAAGCAGUUUCCUGGGUAGUGCCACAUUCUCAGUGGGCGACCUGCUGAGGGCUAAAGACGAGCAGCUGACCCUCAGUCUGAGGUCAUCCGAUGGUGCGUGUGUGGCAGGGUCCGUGGUGGUAAGUCGUCUGAACAUGGGGGAGAUGGAGGAAGUUGACGUAGACCACAUCACCACUGACUUGCCAGCACAGAAGUGUCCCUUGGUUUGCGAGUCUGCAGCCCACGCCUGCAUCGACAGAGAAAACAGCUCACUAGCAGGGCCUGUGUUCAAGAACCCAGUAUGCAAGGUGUACAGGUUCCAGACAGUGGACAGCAAGUGGAUGCUUGUACGGGAGCAAAUGGAGGAGUGUACUCUGUCGUUCAGCGUCCCAAAGCAGCUGUUGUCACUGUACGUUCAGGAGGACAUGAAGAGGGUGCAGGAGCUGAGAGAGCUUGGGGAGCUGUCCCCUCACUGGGACAACUUGAGGAAGGAGGUCAUUACACAUUAUGCCGGAGUCAUCAACUCACACAAGGAGACUUUGGCUGAACUAGACAAGAUUACUGGUCCCUCUUUCAAGCCAAGCUGCUGCAAAGCCCAGAAAUCUCUGGAGUUCAUCCCAAUCAACCUGCACACCCAGAGGAUGAGGGUGACGUGUCCCAGAAAAGCAGAUGCCUUCUAUGACAUCAUUACCGUAGGGGCCCCAGCUGCCCACUUCCAGGGCUUCAAGUGUGGUGGUCUGCAGCGGCUUCUGAGCAGAUAUGAAGCAGAGAAAAAGGGCUUCAGCACCGCCUACCAGUGUAUCUACUACUCCCCAGAGCACACAGCCAAAGCUCAGGAGGUAUUGAGCACCAUGGGCCACCUCCAGCCCCUCAUCUCCAGCUUAGCUGACCGGCUCCUCGUGGCUGCCCAGGAGCACUCUGCCCCUGGCCUGAGGGAAGCACUCAAGAGCCUGUCUGACAAGACAGAACAGUUUGUUCAUGCACUUAAUGAUGAACUGGUGAAGAGCGCCCUGCUAGCGCUGCAUGCGGCGCGGCCCGGCUUCGUGUCCAAGAUCCAGAGGCAAAGCCAGACGCAGGCGGGCCAGCACCAAGGUCACCUCCACCAGGUUCAGACUCCCGUCCCUGGCAGCAUUCAGAAUCAGACCCCGGUCCAGAACCUUCCGGGCCACAGUCCAACCGUGCACGCCACGGAGAGCUCCGUGGUGUGUAAUAACGUGGAGGGGUCGCAAACCACAGCUGGCGGAGAAGGUGGGCCUCCGCCACCGAAGCAACAGGAGCCCAUACCGCAGCAUAACGAGUAUGACGAGGAGGAAUGGGACAGGGGAUGGGCCAGCAUUGCUAAAAGCCUCAACUGUAUCAUUGCCAUGGUGGAUAAACUCCAGGAGCAAGACCACGUCAAGCCGGAGUCGGUCCCUGAACAACAGCUAGCUGAUGUCAUCACCUCUCACAACCCCGGUGAUUGGAGGGAGCAGCUAUGCCCUCUGGUGACCAGAUUAAAGGGGUGUGUGAUGGAGGUGGUUGGGAAGGCGAAGAGGGCCAUGACCUUUGUGCUCUUGCAGGAGGCGGCCUGUAGCAUUCCACAGGGCCUGCUCCUCCAACAGAGGAGAGACGUAGUCUUCAGUCAGGCGCUGGCAGCCCUAGCCUGUGGUUUCAUCAUGAGGCUGUAUGCAGGAAUGGAGGACAAAGGCUUCUUAAUGCAGCUCCACCUGGUUGGACUGGUGGCCCAGUUUGAGAGCCUGCUCAGCACCUACAGUGAGGAGAUUGGUAUGCUGGAAGAUAUGGAGGUCGGUAUCUCGGACCUGCACAGAGUCACGUUCAAGAUUACAGAAGCGAAGACAGAUGACCUCAGCGACCUCCAGCCCUUAGUCUGCGGCAGACGGGACCAUUACACUGUAGAAGUGCCAUUACCUCGGCUGGCGUUCCAUACUCUGCCGGAAGAGAUCAGAGAGGGCAAGCCUUUACAAGUGUUUCCGGUGCUAUUUAACGUCGGGAUCAAUGAACAGCAAACCAUAGCCGAGAGGUUCGGAGACAUCUCCUUGCAGGAGAGAAUAAAUCAGAGGAACUUUGAGAUUUUAGAAGCUUACUACAAAUUGCUGAGCGAAAAGGUGCCCGUGGAAUGUCUACCCAGCUUUCAGACACAUACCGACUUGAAGGAAUUACUUGAAACCCUGGGCCAGAAUGUAAUAACAAAGAAGAGGAAGAACGUGGAGAUACUGUGGCUCGCUGGAACGAUCUGCCGAAGAUUGAAUGGUAUCAGGUUCACCAGUUGUAAAAGUGCCAAAGAUCGGACGUCCAUGUCUGUCACCUUAGAGCAGUGUGCCCUGCUGCGUGAUGAACACCAGCUCAGCAAGGAUUAUUUUAUCCGCGCCCUGGACUGUAUGCGGAGAGAAGGAUGUCGGAUUGAGAACGUACAAAAGAAUAUUAGGUGCAGGAAAUAUGCCUUCAACAUGUUGCAGCUGAUGACCUUUCCAAAGUGCUACCGACCACCAGAAGGGACCUAUGGGAAAGUUGACUCUUGAGGAAGAAAAUACAUGUAAAACCAGUGACUCCAUAUCAUCACCAAAUAAAUACAGUGGCUGAGGAGCCAGAGUCAGGAUGUAAAAUUAUGUACCUUGCACAUACAUGACUGGUGAAAUAUAUUGUUUUAAGUAUAUUAUGCUGGAUAUUUUAUUAUAGCUGCUUUUUUAGUUGCUCUGUGCAUAUUGGUGCGUGUCUGUGUGUGUGUACACUCCAACGAUUGUAACUGAACUAAGAGAUGGAUUUGCCAAACAUGUUACCAUAUA